Molecule: messenger RNA, 1582 nt
Organism: Bombus pascuorum
Lineage: Eukaryota; Metazoa; Arthropoda; Insecta; Hymenoptera; Apidae
Product: protein lifeguard 3-like
Exons: 7
Coding region: 291-1193 (300 amino acids)
Cellular component (GO): membrane
Source: RefSeq, a predicted model, not a curated record
UUCAUUUGUUUAUCUAUGAAUUAGAAGUUUGACAUUUUAUGUGUGUCUAUUAUUUUCCUUAUCAAUGUCCUGAAAUUCUGCAUCUAAAUAAAAUUGAAAGGUGAACAACUUUUUUGUAAGUAUAAAUCUGUACAAAUUCAAUUUUAUUAAGAUAUAUUUGUGUAUUAACACAUUCACUAUGUCCAGAGAAAUAUGUGUUUGAUAUAAAAAUACAUUUAGUUGGUAUUUCAGAUGUAGUAUGUAACUAUUAAUUUAAAUAUUUGAUAGCACAUUAUCAAGACAAUUAUCUGAUGGAAGAGAAUCAAGAGGCUCAAAAAUUUAUACCAGGUCCUCCACAACUUCCCCCUUUGUAUAAAGGGCAGAAGAUAAAAACAGGACCAUACACUACUACAGUUACGGAUGAAAUGGUAGCACAAAGAGAAAGGGAGAACGAACAAUUAUAUAGAGCUUGGCGUGAACAACAACGAAGAAGAGCAAUGGCGCCAGAUGAUGAUGAUUCAGAAUAUAUGGGCGACUUUAAAGAUGACACAGUGAGAAGAAGUUUCAUUAGAAAAAUUUUCUGUAUAUUAACAAUUCAAUUACUAUUUACCUCUGGCAUCAUUGCAGUCUUUUUGUUUGUGGAUGCUGCCAGAAAAUUUAUGAUAAUUCAUUGGUAUAUGUGGAUUAUAGCUAUGAUAUGCUUCACCAUUUCUUUUUGCGCUAUAUCUAUAUCUGAAAGAGCUAGACGCAAUCCACCUUUCAAUUAUAUAUGGCUAACUAAAUUGACACUUUCUAUGUCAUAUUUAGCUGCUUUUGUAUCAGUCUUUUUAGAAGUUGAAGUAAUAUUGAUGGCAUUAGGUAUGACAACUUUAAUUACAUUAGGAAUAGGUCUUAUUGCAACAUUUUCUAAGUUUGAUUUAACAAUGAGAACAGGACUGUUGAUCAUCUUUGGACUGGCUUCUAUUGUUUCAAUUUUUGUGAUAAUGAUAGUUCUGCUAUUUACAUAUAUAAGAAUAUUACAUAUAAUAAUCUCAGUUAUAGGAAUGAUUUUAUUAUCAAUGUACUUGUAUUUUGAUGUGCAAACAAUUAUGGGUGGAAGAAGAAUAGAAUUAAGUCCGGAUGAAGUUGUAUUUGCAACAGCACAAAUUUAUGUUGACAUAGUACUGUUAUAUCAAUACGUGUUAUUGUUUAUGGGUAUGAUGUAUCAUCGAUAAAUAUUAAGGAUAAAUUUAUAUUAUGUCAUUAAGAAUAAUCUAUUCUUAUUAUAGCAGUAAUAUUUUAGAUACAGAUUUAAAUAUCAAUAAAUAAAUGUAUGUGAAAUAUUACACAAUAGCAUUGAAAACUGUUUUCUUUUUUAUGACUUAUCUAUAUGUGUUUUAUUGCUAUUGAGAUUAUUAACUUACACAGUGUCAAUAAUCAUUUGCUAUAAAGCUAUAAUUAUAUAAAAUUCAUAAAUGAAAGAUUCUGAAACGCUACUGUCCUUUAAAAUAGCAUGUUUCUGUCGAGUCUGUUGCUAAGCAACUGUUUGACAACAAAAACCUAACCUAUUGCAUGUUCAAAACUUCAAUUAAAAAAUACAUAUUUUGUAGAUUUAAAUGAAUGU